Molecule: messenger RNA, 1105 nt
Organism: Rhagoletis zephyria (snowberry fruit fly)
Lineage: Eukaryota; Metazoa; Arthropoda; Insecta; Diptera; Tephritidae
Product: irregular chiasm C-roughest protein-like
Biological process (GO): cell-cell adhesion
Cellular component (GO): plasma membrane; cell-cell junction
Molecular function (GO): cell adhesion molecule binding
Source: RefSeq, a predicted model, not a curated record
AUAACGUGGAUUGAUGGACUUGGCAACGUUAUAACGAGUGACAUUGACUACACUAUGCUGCAGAUGCCGGAUGAGCGUCGCUUCACCGCCCAAUCGAUAUUGCGGCUGACACCGAAAAAGGAGCAUCACAAUACGACAUUCACUUGUCAGGCGCAAAAUACGGCAGAUCGUACAUAUCGGUCGGCGAGAAUACGUGUAGAGGUAAAAUACGCGCCAAAAGUCAAAGUGAGCAUAAUUGGCGGUGCGUUGGAGGAUGGCCGUAUACCGGAGUUUGCACAGGUGCGAUUAGAAUGCAAAGCGGAUGCCAAUCCCAGUGAUCUGCGUUAUCGUUGGUACAUCAACGACGAACCAAUUGUUGGUGGGCAAAAAACCGAAAUGGUGAGUUAGUUACAACAAAAGCAUUGAAUACAUGUAUACGUAUCGAUAUAUGAAAUGGAAGCUAUAUGUAGUGCUUAAAAUUAGUGCAUAGCAAAUGCAUUGAGUUGAAAUAAAUUUGAAUGCGCAGCAUUAGAGGGGUGUCGGCUCGUUGUGGCUUAGCGCAAUGCGGCACAAAGUAAAUGGGAGCGUGCGCACUGAAUUGGUUUGAGGUUAAUGCCGAGUGGCAGUUGCAGUUGCAGGCCGCUAGCUGAGGUUUGUGUAUGCACCGGAAAAUGUGGCAUUUGUUGGUGUUGCUGCCACUACCGUUACACUAUUCAUAGUACAUACAUACAUACAUAGUUGGUAGAUCGCAUAUCACAAGCCAAUCAAUUACUUGACUGAAUGCAACAACUAGACUUGCCGCAUUAAAAAGCUGGUCACUCACGUCGCAAUACAUGUGAUAUCUAGAGCAAACGGCGCUCUUCGAUUUAUUUUUUUUUUUUGAUAUUAUCUUUUGCUGCCACAACGAUUACGCCAACUAUGAUUGUUACGUGCUGCAAGCGAGAAGUUGCAACACAAGCGUUGUGUUGAAGAAAGCGUAAAACAUGCAGAACGUCUUUGCAGUCAAGCGGUUAGAAAGUAGUAACAAGCUUAAAUAUAUAGCCGCUUCAGCUCUCUUACAGCAUGCGCAUUUAGAGCGGAGGGAAGGAAGUCUUUGCCGCUAUGAUCCUAAUCAGUUGGUGCGCCA